This is a messenger RNA of Spodoptera litura, 1028 nucleotides long. RefSeq names its product Vesicle transport protein Use1 (gene Use1). Gene Ontology annotation, cellular component: endoplasmic reticulum; SNARE complex. Gene Ontology annotation, molecular function: SNAP receptor activity. Gene Ontology annotation, biological process: retrograde vesicle-mediated transport, Golgi to endoplasmic reticulum. Lineage: Eukaryota; Metazoa; Arthropoda; Insecta; Lepidoptera; Noctuidae. The record is from RefSeq and is a predicted model, not a curated record.
ACGUAUUGAAUUGAUCAAUACUUACUUUGUCAACAAAUUCAAAAUAAGUGAACUAAAUUACAAUAAAAUACAUUUUCUGUAUGCGAAGUUAAUAGAUUUCUGUUCAAUUGUGUAAUAUACAUACAUACUUGACAAAAUGGCUGUGGAAAAGCCCGAAAAACCGAAGCCCAGCGUGACUGUUCCAAAGAAAUCUCGACUAGAAAUGAAUGUGAGACUGCUGUUGAACAAAUGCGAGCUGAUGGCCAAACAGGAACCUAUUGACGACAAUUGUAGGCUCACGCAGUACGUGGAGGCUUUGAACGAAAUGAUAGCAGAACUCAAAACUAGUAAAGAUAAGCCAGCAAAAGAACACCUAGCGGAAUAUGUGAAAAGAGCUUCUUUCUUAAAAGGGGUUGUACAAACAGCUUCGUUAAAUACUCCUAGUGAAAAGUUAGAAGCAGUCCAGUUGCUGUCACAUGGAGCAGCCACCAUGUCUGCUGAUGCAUCAGCUCAAGAGAUACACCAGAAGACUAGGGUUAAAUAUGGAGUUGAGCUCAGAUCUGAAUUAUUUGGACUAGAAGACAGUGAUGAUACUCUACGAAAGAGGAAUAUUAUCAAAGCUCCAAACUUCACAAGCAACAGUAGUGGCCAGGAGGACAUAGACUCCUUGCUCAAAUACCACCAGAAUAUGCAGGAGAAGGUUGCGGAGAAUAUGGUGCUGCUCACCAAGAGCUUGAAAGAACAGUCUCAGAUUGCCAGCACGAUUAUUAAAGGAGAUACUGAGGCUUUGAAGAAAUCUUCGGAGCUGACAGAUCGCAACAUCUCCUCAUUGAAGGUGGAAUCAGAUAGAUUGCAGGAGCACAGUAAGAGUGCUUGGAAGUGCUGGCUGUGGAUCAUGCUGGCUAUAGUCAUGGCUAUCUUUAUAAAUAUGGUGCUCUUCAUGAAGGUUAUGAAAAAGAAAGCAGUCACAUAAAGGUAUGUAUUGUAAUUCCAUGUGAUUAGCAGAAAGUGACAAGAUCAUAUCUAGUUCCAUUAUUAUAAUAAUAAUA